AUGCCAGCAGUAAGAAUUCCAAGCAAUAAGUCUGUGCAUGAAAUCCCGUUCAAUUCGAUCCGUCGGUGGCAACUUGUUGUUUGUCGAUGUUUGGCAGAUGUUCAACCAGUAGAAGAUCUCCCAGAACCAGCUCAAAAUGAAGCUCGCUAUGUCGUUAUGAUGAAAGGCGCUCCUGAAGUCAUUCUUGGCAAAUGCAAAAAGGCCAGAGUGAACAAGGAUAUGGUCGACAUCGAUGAUAACUUCAGACACGAAUGCCAGAUGGCAUGGGAGUCACUGGGCAACGCUGGACGACGCGUGAUUGCCUUCGCUCAGGCGCACUUCAACGCACCAAUGAACGCGAAAUUCGGUGCCGGAGAAGAUCGUUGGCCUGAAGAUCUUGUAUUUCUCGGCAUGGCUGCUAUCAUGGAUCCACCAAGGUAA
Cooperia oncophora is the source of this 420-nucleotide messenger RNA. Lineage: Eukaryota; Metazoa; Nematoda; Chromadorea; Rhabditida; Trichostrongylidae. The record is from the annotation of a GenBank genome assembly.